Ruditapes philippinarum (Manila clam) is the source of this 1173-nucleotide messenger RNA. RefSeq lists its product as uncharacterized. Gene Ontology annotation, molecular function: protein binding. The record is from RefSeq and is a predicted model, not a curated record. Lineage: Eukaryota; Metazoa; Mollusca; Bivalvia; Venerida; Veneridae. The coding region runs from base 56 to 1081 and encodes 341 amino acids. The transcript has 2 exons.
UAUACUAGACAGCAAAAUCUGUUCGAGUUUAUAUUACUUAUGUUAAUGUAGAAAUAUGGGCAAGACAAUAUCAUUUGUGUUUUUGGCUUUAUUUUGUAUCAUUGACUUGUAUAGAACAGAGCCGCUUCAAAUAGAUCAAGUUUUCAAUGGAGUAGAAGAAAGUGACAAAAAUGCUCUUCUUGACGUCAUUCGACGCGUUGGUUACAUUGAAACCAUCAACAGUCAUAUUAAAGAAGAGAACAAACGAUUGAGAGAUGACGUCAUUGCACUUCAAAGUCAAAUUGUGUCCAUUAAAGCCGAUUAUGAAGUCAAUAUAGCAGAACUACAAUCAGAAAUAAACGAACUUCGUUCAAAGAGUAAACAACAGGAAGACCUUAUAACGAAAAUAGUUUCAAUAAAGCAAGCUGGUUCAGAGGAUUUACAAUAUGCGACCAACAUCAAUCAGAACUCAAAUGAGGAGUUAAUAAGCUAUGGAAGAGGCAUCGAAGAUUCCGUUAAGUAUGGACCAAAAGACUUAAUAGACCCAGUAGACGAAAGUCCUGAUAUAAAAACCAUUGCGUAUGGGAAACAAGUACAGGAAAUGGAAGACGAGAAACGUCGAGGUCUUAUUGCUUCAAAAUCUGGAGAACGUCUUCUUGUACGAAGAGAGAAUGAAGUAAAUGUUGCGUUUUACGCUACAAUUGGACAACAUCAUAUUGCGCACGCCGGUACUAAUCAGACUAUUGUGUUCGAUGACGUCAUAACGAACCUUGGAAAUGCUUAUAGCAAGUUUGCCGGAGACUUCAGAGCACCUGUUGGUGGAACUUAUGUGUUCUCAGUUACACUCAUGGCAUAUGCUGCAAAUUCAGCUCACUACCGCUUUGUAAAGAAUGGAAUUACUGUGGGCAAUAUAUACGUUGGAGGAAAAGAAGGCCCUUAUGCAACUUCCGCUAUGACGACUGUCCUUGACCUUCAACAGGGUGAUGAUGUAUCCAUACAAAACAUUGAUUCUGAUAAAAAUCUUCAUGGGUAUGCCUACAGUGUAUUUUCCGGAUUUCUUCUUCAACAACACUUCGUAAAUCAGGCAGUGGUUGGCAAAUAACAUUCUUGCUGUUAGUCGUACUCAUGUUUGAAUAUACGAGUAUAUAAUGUAAAUGUCAUGGGAAAAAUACCGAUUAAAAAUAUACAAGACUU